Ostrea edulis (European flat oyster) is the source of this 3858-nucleotide messenger RNA. RefSeq names its product protein-glutamine gamma-glutamyltransferase K-like. Gene Ontology annotation, biological process: peptide cross-linking. The coding region runs from base 1518 to 3779 and encodes 753 amino acids. Gene Ontology annotation, molecular function: protein-glutamine gamma-glutamyltransferase activity. The record is from RefSeq and is a predicted model, not a curated record. The transcript has 14 exons. Lineage: Eukaryota; Metazoa; Mollusca; Bivalvia; Ostreida; Ostreidae.
AAAUCAGUUUUUUUUUUAUAAGGUUUGGAUCUACAUGUAGCUCUCUGAUCUGUCUCAAUACUUUCCCAGAGAGCCACAUAUCUGCAGCUAGCGUCCGGCCAGAAUUUGUCACUCAUACAGAGAUGUCAUCAGCUGUAGAUGAAGUACCACAAUUUAGCACUCAGGGCCGUAGUAGUGAGGGUUCUUUAACGUGCCAACUCCUACCGUGACACGGGACUUCCGUUUUUAAGGUCAUAUCCGAAAGAAUUCUAAAUGCCGAGCAAAUCACUACCUACGUCUUAGGUUUGACUGCAGGUAUCUGACUGACGACCUCUCGGUUACGAAGUGAACGCUCUACCACUGAUCUAUCGCUACUGGACGGUCAACAGUGGAUGUUAACUUCUCCUAGGCAUCUGAUUCCGUGUUUGCUCUACUACAGAUUUUGUAUUCUAUAUCAGAUUUAUGAGAUUUCUCACCGUUUGUUACCUUCACAUUUUCUUCAUUUUCAUAUAUUUUACAUUUCCAAUGUUAUUGCAAUAUCUUUGCUAAUUGAGAGUGACAGAUGUGAACUAUGUGCUUAUGAACCUUGAUAAAUACAGCAGGACUAUCAUAACGGCUAGGAAUAGUCCGACAGAAGUAAAUGUAAAUAUUUUAAAAAUAUAUUUCAUUUAUGAAAAGACGUGAGAGCAAGCACUGUGGUGCUUUAUGUCUGCAUACAUGUACGUCACACGAAGCGCGUUAGCGUUAUAACGCUUCAUGAAAAAUAUGCUGACGUGAAACAUUGCUGUUCAUGCCUCGUAUAUUUCCGUACUAUGUUUAUCAAGGUUCAAAGUGUGUAAAAUUUAGUCUUGAUGUAAUUAUUACGCAUUUUUGCAUCUUACCCAAUGCAAAUUUAGUAUUAACGAACUUUGCUUUUAUAACAUAGUUUGCAUUGAUCGAUUCAACAUUCCUAUUACUGAUUGCAAGUUUAAUAUUAAGUUGUGAUUUUUUAAUUCAAAUUGCAAACCUGAUCGCUAUUUGGCUUUCCUUACUUAAUUGUGAUUUACGGUGUCAUUUCUCUUCCACUUUCUCCCAGUUCGUGACCGGAGAGUGAAUUCUUUCAUGCAUCCAUGCAGCUAUCAUUUGGCUUUCCGCCUACAAAAACACAUGUACCUCAAUUUGUGAUUCUUUUUUUAUGUAUUUCCGUAAUUAUUAUAUAAUAAGUUGAUAGGCUGCAUCUAUCUAUUAGAAUGGUGCUUUCUGUACAUGAAAUAACGGUCUGUAAACUCCACAUUAAAAAAUAAACAUAUUGCUGAAGAUAUGCCGAGAUUUUCUUUAUCUGAUAACGUAAUACAAAGAGCAAUCCCGACAUCUGAGCUUCAUGUUGAGGAUGUAUAUUGUAUGGUAUUUUUGCUAACAUCUCGAAUCCCUGACACUAGUCGGCAGUUCCGUUAUUUUUUGGCGCAUGGGUGGAAAGACGGCGCACAGAUGUUGGAGGAAAUUUAGAAAGUUUCGGUACACAUGGUUAGACUUCCUCGUUAUACAUAAGAAUUAUAAUCAUGAUGCACUCCAAGGAGAAGUACGAGGUUAAUCCACAAUCAAGGACGACCUUGUCCGAUCGCCUGUCCUCGUAUUAUGGGAACAUCCGGAGCAUGCUGCUGGGGAGAAGGUCCACGUAUGAGGUGGAAGAGACCUAUCCAACAGCAGACGACAACCACGCUGGAACAUUUAAAGAGAAAGAGUCACCGACAGAAGAGAUCUCGCUGAAGCCAAAAUGCCUGGACCUUCAGCGCACUCUGAACAGAGAGGCCCAUCGGACGAGCUCUUACGAAAUCCCCAACCUAAUUGUAAGAAGGGGACAGACAUUUGACAUGAGUAUUCUCUUUGACCGGGUUUUCUCGGAGCAAGAUGAUAUAAUCACACUGCAGUUUGUCACAGGACGAAAACCUUUACAAAGCAAGGGAACUGUGAUAUCCGUCCACAAAGCGCGGGAACUACAACCAGGGACCUGGGGAUACCAGAUCACGGGAAUAGACGAAAAGAAGGUCAAUGUUAAAGUGUGCACGUCUGCUAGCGCUAUAGUAGGAAAGUAUCAACUGUUUGUUGACACCGUCCACCGACCGAAAGAUGGCGCUUCACAAAAAUGUCGCCAUUGUCAUCCAGACGAUGUAUUUGUCAUUUUCAAUCCAUGGUGCCAAGCGGACUCGGUCUAUUUGGAGGAGGAGUCACACAGGGAGGAGUAUGUCCUCAAUGAGACCGGAAGGAUCUGGAUGGGGACUGUCGGCAAGUUUUGUGUCCGGCCCUGGAACUUUGCGCAGUUUGAUGACGUCUGUUUGAUGGCUGCGUUGUCGAUGAUGGAGAAAUCAGAACUAGGGGAUCCAGCCAGAGGCAACCCAUUGUUGGUGGUGAAAGCUCUUAGUCGUGUGAUUAAUAAUAACGAGAGGGACGGCGGGGUGUUGGUGGGGAACUGGUCUGGCAAGUACGAGGACGGCGUGCCUCCCUACUCCUGGAACGGAAGUGCCGCCAUCUUAGAGGAAUUCCUCAAGAAGAGGAAAGGUGUCAAGUACGGGCAAUGUUGGACAUUUUCUGCCAUAGCAACGACAGUUUUCCGAGCUCUUGGGAUACCGACUAGAUGUAUUACUAAUUUCCGGUCUGCUCAUGAUAGCGAUUACAGCAUACAAAUCGACAACUUCUGGACACCGGAAGGGAGACCUAGAAAAAUGAUGGAUGAUACAAUCUGGGAUUUCCACGUGUGGAAUGAAAGUUGGUUCAAACGCCCUGACCUUCCAGAGGGGUACGAUGGAUGGCAGGCAUUCGAUCCGACGCCUCAGGAGUGUUAUGAAGGUGUCUUCACGUGCGGACCCUGUUCUGUACGAGCAAUACGUAACGGGGAACUAUAUCUAGGCUACGAUACCAAGUUCCUGUUUGCAGAAGUAAACGGAGACCGCAUAUUUUGGACUGUGGACACUGAGGGCAAUAUGGAACCCGUGUACCAAGACGAUGACGUGGUGGGAAAGUUCAUGAGCACCAAGGCGGUCAAUACCAUAUCACGGGACGAUGUCACAUCCAAAUAUAAACAGGACCCAGGUUCUAUAGAGAAAACAGAAAUCAUUGCAAAGGCCAACCGAUUCAGCGGGCGUACGAACGUGCUGAUCAAAAAACCGUCGGCUUCCGACGUGGAAUUCUGUCUAACCGGCGAAGUCCACAAAACCGGAGACAUCGACAUAGAACUAAAAAUGACGAACACUAGUGAGGAGUCGAGGAUAGUAGAAGUCUAUAUGAUUACCGUCGCCACUAAAUACACCGCCGUGCCUCUGUCUGAUAUCAAAGACUCCAGUUCUACCAAUGUACUCGAGCCCUGUAAAGAGUCCAUAUCGUCCAUGAGUCUAAAAGCAACGGAGUACCUUAAUACUAUUGAUUCAGAUAGUCAUGUUUGUGUGUAUCUCAUGGCAACCGUCAAGGAAACCUCUCAAGUUUACAUCAAGCGGGAAAUAUUCCGGGUGGAGCAACCAAAUUUGGAGCUAAAGACAGAAGGAAGCGCCAUUGUAGGUAAACCAUUUGAUGUCAUUGUGAAGCUUGUAAACCCGCUGUCUGUUCCGCUGAAUGGUGGGUCGAUUUGUAUGGAAGGACCCGGCAUGGUAAAACCAUCAUCCGUCAAAAUUAAAAAAUCGAUUGGCCCUAACGAGGAAAUUCGUGAGACUGUGCAGGUUAAGCCUCGUCGGGCCGGAAGAAGGGAAAUAAUGGCUAGUUUUCAGUGCAAACAGCUGUGUAAUGUGACUGGAGUGGUGGAGGUGGAUGUUGUAAAUGAGGGUAAAAACUGACGUCAAUGUAGGAAAUAUACGUAUUGUACACAGGUUCUCAACCGUUUUGUAUUAUUUUUAUUAAAUCAGAAUUAUUAUG